CGAUGCUUGGAGUGGAAUGGGUGUCAGGCUUGGGGAGAGGAAGCAGUUGGCAGGUGCAGUCUGGCACCCAGACUGAGUGGAGAGACGCAGACCCACUUCUUUGCACCACAGGGUCUGUCAUCAUCCCCUGAAUCUACCCCCUGAUGAUGCUUUCCUGGAAGAUGGCUGCCUGCCUGGCUGCUGGGAACACAGUGGUGAUCAAGCCUGCCCAGGUGACUCCACUCAAAGACUUGAAGUUUACAGAGUUGACCUUGAAGGCUGACAUUCUCAAGGCUGUAGUCAACAUCCUCCUUGGAUCUGGUAAAGGGUAUGGACAAGGGCAUGUGGGGGCACCAGGGCUCCAGGAAGUCAGAGAUGCACUUGGUCAGGACAGGGCUUGCUACAUGAUGUGGUCCAGUGUGGAAGAGUGAUCAGGGGCCCAGCGAUCCAGUUGGGGUGGCCAGCCUGGUGGCCCUCUCUCAUGGUGGGAGUCCCAGACCUGGAAGGGUUCUAGCUUUCAAAUA
Felis catus (domestic cat) is the source of this 503-nucleotide messenger RNA. RefSeq names its product cytosolic 10-formyltetrahydrofolate dehydrogenase-like. The transcript is spliced from 2 exons. Lineage: Eukaryota; Metazoa; Chordata; Mammalia; Carnivora; Felidae. Bases 144 to 410 code for a protein of 88 amino acids. Gene Ontology annotation, molecular function: formyltetrahydrofolate dehydrogenase activity; aldehyde dehydrogenase (NAD+) activity. The record is from RefSeq and is a predicted model, not a curated record.